CAGCCGCUCGCCGCCUGCUUCUCUACUGUUACCCUGCAGGUCGAUCUCUUAAGGGUCCACCCGACUUUCAGUUACUUUCAGCUGUUAGUGGGGGAACCUCGCUGCUGAAGAAGGCUGGGCACAAACGCCGUCCCGCCGCCCUUGAUUUCAGCUCCCGGGAGCACUUAACAAAAGACUCCCAAUGGAGCCUUCCUGAGCUUGGCCUCUGACCCGUGGGGAGGGGGCAGGUUAAACCACGUCGGGGGCUCUCAGGCCGUGUCCGCACCUCCCAGCAGGGACACCUGCCCCCACCCCUUCUUCCGCUCCAGGGGUGUCUGGCACCCAGCAAGUCCAGGCCAGUCUAGGGUGAGGCCUUCAGGCCAAGAACAGCUCUUCUCCCCGACACUCGUACAGAAAGGACAAUAUCAUUUCCCUGCCCCGGCAUUCAAAUGUACAUUUUCAAUGUAAGCUACUAUUAAAAUGAUCUAAUACACAGGGCAAGGAAAGAGUCUUUAUACAUCUGGGGCAUAAUGCUUACAAUGAUCCAAAAUUUUGGUAUAAAAGCCGUCAAACGCGUGGUCUGUAUAAUCUGCAGUAUCCCAAAGUAAGGUUAAUACAUUGAACGGUACAGUCAAGAGAUUAGCAUGCAAAUAUUUUGGCACAUCACCUAUCCCAAGUUAUAUUGAGAGCGGUUUGUGGAGAGCCACGGUAGUCGUGAGUGUCGCUUGUAAGCCAACAGCAACCGAAGUGGAUCAGCUCCGUUUGCUGGAUACCUGGGCACAGAAGGUGUGUUCAGCUACAGGAAACACCGCCUGGGCCUGACGCUUUCCCCCCGCCCCAGCUCCCUGCCUGGGGAGAGCUCAUGCAGACCCUGCUUUCACCCCCAUCAGCCGGGCGCUGAUCCUUGCAUUUCAGGGCCUGUGGCUCUCAAACUUUUGGGGGGCUGCGGUUUGUGGGGAAUCUGAAAGCCAGCGGGGGGAAUUUUCCAGAUCAGAGCAAAACCGGAUUAGGAGAAAAGCCAAAUCUCCUGUGAACGGCAAAUCCCAGGGGAGCCAGAUGGAGCUGGGAGUCUGGGACACGCCCCCCACCCCCGCUGGGGAACAAUGGGGGGGGCAGGGCCUGGGCAGGGGACGAUGAGGGGGAGACACAGAUCAUGAGGGGGAGAGGAUGGACAGACCAGGGAACCAGCUGUCUCCUGCCAGCCCCGGCCUCAGCUCCAGGGGAAGAAAGGAAACCGAAACUCAGAGGAGAAGUGGCGGGCGGGAGCGGGGGGGGGAUUUUUAUUCAUUCUGUGGCAGAGCCAGAGCCAGAGAACCACGCUGUGCUGAGAGAACAGGAGAGACGGGAAGUGCUGGGGGACCAGGCCGCAGCCGGGCCGCACUGAGCUGGUCACCCAGGCACUGAGUUGCGCUGAUCCCUCCCGCAGCCGGCCGUGCUCGGGCACUGGAGGUCCAUGGCUCACUGGAGGACCAUCAGCCACCGCUGGGCCACUAACUGGCUCCACUGGUUGCUCCUGGACUGGGCCAGGAGGCAGCUGGGCCACCUGUUGCGAAUGUGUCUCGGGGUGGCCUUGGCCGUGAUGCUGGUCUUCAUCAUCCUCUGCAUCCUCGCUCGUGGGCUGCGACAGGAGAUGCUGGGCCUUUCCCCCCUGAGUGCCGGGGACCCCACGGCUCUGAUGGUCCGUCCGCCGAGCCUCCCCCAGGGUGUCCUCAGCCUCCUCCGGGACGCCUUGUUCCACGUUGCCGCCCUGCUGUCCUUCCAGGAGCCUCUGACCAUCGCCAACCUCCUGAGGCACCGGGACCGGCUGCAGGGCCUGGACGAGGCGAGCUACGAGCUCCGGGAGUGUCUCGAGCGGGCCGUUGAGGAGUUCAGCAAGGAGCCGCCGGCGGUCCAGGCCAACGCCUGGCUGAGUGUCCAGUGUGCGGGGCGGGUGCUGGAGUUCCUCUCCGGCCAGGGGGACUGCAAGAUCUCGGUCUAUCUCCUCCACCACCGUGUCCGGUACAGCGUGGAGGUGCGGACGGCCGAGCUGUACCUGGCCAGGCUGGCCGUGCACCCGGAGCCGCUGAGCGUGGACGCGCUGCUGAGGGUGCAGCGCCGGCUCCAGGCCUGGGGGGUGCUGACCGAGGAGCUCAGAGGCUGCCUGGACUUCGCCGUGCAGAAAUUCACCGAGGAGCCGCUCUGCGUCCAGGACAAUGCCAGGAUGGUGGUGGACUGCGCUGGGCGGGCGCUGAGCUUCUCCGCGGGAGCUGGGGGGAACCAGAUCAAUGUCUACGACGACCGGGACGGCCGCGUCCACUACCGAAUCCAGGCGUCGGGGCUGUGGGCCCGCACCGCGCGGUUCCUCAAUGGCAACUCGCCCCACCACACCCUGAACGUGGGCCCCCGGUGGUGAAGGCUGCCGGGGGAGAGGUUCUGUAGCCAGCUGGAGUGAUGGUCAAUGGGCCAGGGGUGUCCUGGGGGGCCAUGAUCCUGUUCUGCAGCAGAGGGGGCAGAGAGGGUGUUAGCCAAAGAACCCAAGCCUGGACAAAGUUGCCUUGAUCUAUUUAGCUGUUUUGGAUUUAUUCAGUUAGUAGUAAUUUGUUUUAUAAACUUGCCCAUGUGACUCCAAGCUCCAUUUGGCUCUAAUUUUCCAGAGUAAGAACAAAGAGGGGUUCUUACACCUGGAAAAGACUGUAAAAGGCUGAUGCCUCAUCUCCAUCUGGUCUUCAAUCCUGCUUCAUACCUCUGGAGGGACUUUGCUACAAGCGGAAGCUCUGAGCCAAGGACUGAUGACCCCUCCCAGCUGGGGAUGUUCUCCAGAGACUUGAUUUGAACCUGCCGUUUAUUCCAUCCCUGCCGCAAGCCUGAACCAAGAACUCUGCCAUGACUGUGUGUCAUUGAUUCCAUUUCACCAAUUCUAGCUCCCACCUGUAUCUUUUCCCUUUUAUGAUUUUAGAUUCUAAAGGAUGGGCCACAGCG
Caretta caretta (loggerhead turtle) is the source of this 2937-nucleotide messenger RNA. RefSeq lists its product as uncharacterized. The record is from RefSeq and is a predicted model, not a curated record. NCBI's taxonomy places the organism in Eukaryota, Metazoa, Chordata, Testudines, Cheloniidae.